AUGACGCAGGCCAGCGUGGGCACGGGACCGCGGGAUCGGCCAGGGGCUGCCCCCUGGCCCGGCUCUCCUCUGGUCCCCGGCGGGGGCCAGGCUGCCCCUCCCCCGCUCCCGGCUCGGGUUUCAGACCUUCCGAGUUCAGCAAACUUGCUGCAGGCGGAUUGGCGGCGAGCAGCUCCCGGGCUCCGGCGUCGUCCCCGCGCCCACCGCUCCUUUGUGUCCCGCGGCCGCCGCCCGGGCUCUGGGGGGCCUCGGCGGGCAGCUCGCUCCCCUGCGCGGCGGACUCCCGGGGGGACACGUGCGGGGCCCGGUCACCGCGGGGCGGAGGCGGAGCCGGGGCGGAGGCGCGGCGACCAGGGGCGGCGACCGGGGAUCCGCAGCGCUGCCCGCGCCCCCGCCGGCCGCUCGCUCCGGGCCCGCUCCGCUCUGCGUCGGCAGCGCCGCGGUGCAGGCGCGCGAGGGCCGCGGCCGGGGGAUGAGCCGGCUGCGGUGAGAGCGUCGCCCCGGCCCCCGCGAGGCCGCCCGCCGCCGUCUCCCCGCCGCGCUGCCAGCCGCGAUCAUGUACGUACGCGUCGCCGUCCUGCCACGGUCCGGGUCCGGGACGUGCUACGCGCCCUGGCUGCGCCCACCCGCUCACCGCGCCCCUCUCGGCCCCGCAGGUCCAUCCACAUCGUGGCGCUGGGGAACGAGGGCGACACGUUCCACCAGGACAACCGGCCGUCGGGGCUCAUCCGCACCUACCUAGGGAGAAGCCCGCUGGUUUCGGGGGACGAGAGCAGCUUGUUGCUGAACGCGGCCAGCACGGUCGCGCGCCCGGUGUUCACCGAGUACCAGGCCAGUGCGUUCGGGAACGUCAAGCUGGUGGUGCACGACUGUCCCGUCUGGGACAUUUUUGACAGUGAUUGGUACACCUCCCGAAACCUAAUUGGGAGUGCUGACAUCAUUGUGAUCAAAUACAAUGUAAAUGACAAGUUUUCAUUCCAUGAAGUAAAGGAUAAUUAUAUUCCAGUGAUUAAAAGAGCAUCAAACUCAGUUCCAGUAAUCAUUGCUGCUGUUGGGACCAGACAAAAUGAAGAAUUACCUUGUACAUGCCCCCUGUGUACCUCAGACCGAGGAAGCUGUGUUAGUACCACAGAAGGGAUCCAACUUGCCAAAGAGCUGGGAGCGACCUAUCUGGAGCUCCACAGCCUGGAUGACUUCUACAUUGGGAAGUAUUUUGGAGGAGUGUUGGAAUAUUUUAUGAUUCAAGCCUUAAACCAGAAGACAAGUGAGAAAAUGAGGAAGAGGAAAAUGACCAACUCCUUUCAUGGAAUUCGACCUCCUCAACUGGAACAACCAGAAAAGAUGCCUGUCUUGAAAGCUGAAGCAUCGCACUACCACUCCGACUUGAACAACCUGCUGCUCUGCUGCCAGUGUGUGGACGUGGUGUUUUACCACCCAGAAGUGACAGGCGUCGUGGAGGCCCACAAGAUUGUUCUCUGUGCUGUCAGCCACGUUUUCAUGCUGCUUUUCAAUGUGAAGAGCCCUACCGACAUUCAGGACUCCAGUAUUGUCAGAACCACCCAGGAUCUCUUUGCCAUAAACAGAGAUGCUGUGUUUCCAGGUGCUAGCCAGGAAUCUGCCAGCAACCCGCCGCUGCGCGUCAUUGUUAAGGACGCCCAAUUCUGCUCCUGUUUAUCGGACAUUCUGCGCUUCAUUUAUUCAGGUGCUUUUCAGUGGGAAGAGCUGGAAGAAGACAUCAGGAGGAAGUUGAAUGAUUCAGGGGAUGUUUCCGAUGUAAUCGAGAAAGUUAAAUGCAUUUUAAAAACACCAGGAAAGAUCAAUUGCCUGAGGAAUUGCAAGACCUACCAAGCCAGAAAGCCUCUGUGGUUCUAUAAUACGUCACUCAAGUUUUUCCUUAAUAAACCGAUGCUUGCUGAUGUUGUCUUCGAAAUACAAGGAACGACUGUGCCAGCCCACAGGGCCAUCUUGGUGGCACGGUGUGAAGUGAUGGCAGCCAUGUUUAAUGGCAAUUACAUGGAAGCCAAGAGUGUCCUGAUUCCAGUUUAUGGCGUUUCCAAAGAGACUUUCUUGUCGUUUUUAGAAUACUUAUACACGGACUCUUGUUGCCCAGCUGGCAUUUUCCAGGCCAUGUGUCUCCUGAUCUGUGCUGAGAUGUACCAAGUCUCCAGACUGCAGCAUAUCUGUGAGCUGUUCAUCAUCACACAGUUGCAGAGCAUGCCCAGCAGGGAGCUGGCCUCCAUGAACCUUGACAUUGUGGACCUGCUCAAAAAGGCCAAGUUCCACCACUCCGACUGCCUUUCAACGUGGCUGCUUCAUUUCAUUGCCGCCAACUACCUCAUAUUCAGCCCAAAGCCCGAAUUUCAGGACCUUUCAGUGGAAGAACGAAGUUUUGUUGAAAAGCACAGAUGGCCAUCAAACAUGUACUUGAAGCAGCUGGCGGAGUACAGGAAGUAUAUCCACUCCCGGAAAUGUCGCUGUUUAGUCAUGUGACCUGAGCUUUUGUAUACAUACACUUUUUAUUAUUAUGAAGAAUGGGUAACUCUGGGUUCCAGUAAAAUCUUACAACUAAA
Peromyscus eremicus (cactus mouse) is the source of this 2570-nucleotide messenger RNA. RefSeq names its product Rho related BTB domain containing 3 (gene Rhobtb3). The coding region runs from base 1 to 2490 and encodes 829 amino acids. NCBI's taxonomy places the organism in Eukaryota, Metazoa, Chordata, Mammalia, Rodentia, Cricetidae. Gene Ontology annotation, biological process: proteasome-mediated ubiquitin-dependent protein catabolic process; regulation of proteolysis. The record is from RefSeq and is a predicted model, not a curated record. Gene Ontology annotation, cellular component: cytoplasm. Gene Ontology annotation, molecular function: GTPase activity; ubiquitin protein ligase binding; GTP binding. The transcript has 12 exons.